AUGGGCAGGUGGGCAGCGUUGGGCAGCUUGCUGCAGCGUAAAAGGGUAUUUAACCCUGAGCAGCUGGAAAGUGGCAAUUUAAGACGAUGUCUGACAGUCUGGGACCUGAUUGCGUUGGGAGUAGGCAGCACGCUUGGCGUAGGCGUGUACGUGCUGGUGGGCUCAGUGGCUAUGAACUUUGCAGGACCUGCCAUCGUACUCUCCUUUCUCAUCGCGGCCAUCGCUUCGCUUUUCGCGGGUCUAUGUUAUGCGGAGUUCGGAUCUCGCGUUCCGCGCGCUGGUUCGGCUUACAUCUACACUUACGUCACUAUGGGACAACUCGUGGCCUUCAUCGUCGGUUGGAAUAUGAUCCUUGAAGCAUUAUUUGCUACAGCUAGCGUCGCCCGAGGGCUAAGCAUGUACGUGGAUUCGAUGCUAAAUAAAACGAUGUCAGAGGCGUUCUUGUCCAUCGCACCAAUAUCGGUUCAACCGUUUUCGCCCUACUUCGACUUUUUCGCAUUUGGAGUGGUAAUUGUACUUGGAGUGGUAUUGGCAGUGGGUGUGCGUCAAUCGGCAACAGUUAACAACAUCUUUGCUCUAAUCAACAUUGUCGUUAUCGUGUUCAUUGUGGUCGCCGGGACUAUCACAGCAAAUCCAUCAAAUUGGAGAAUACCAGGAACAGAGGUACCGGCGGAGUUUGGCAAAGGGGGUUUCUUUCCGUAUGGUAUAUGGGGCGUUUUUAAAGGAGCAGCGGUAUGCUUCUAUGGUUUUGUGGGUUUUGACUCUAUUAGCGCAACAGGAGAAGAGGUAAAAGAUCCUCGUCGAGUAAUCCCCAUAGCGAUCUUGGCGGUGUUGGUGCUUAUAUUUUUCGUGUAUGCCGCAGUGUCUACCGUCAUCACCAUGAUGGUGCCUUACUACUUGCAGGAUACGACGGCGGCUUUAGCAAGUGCCUUUAGCUAUGUGGGUUGGGAGUGGGCUCGGUGGGUAGUUUCCAUCGGUGCUAUCUUCGGUAUAUCUGCUAGUCUAUAUGGCGCAAUGUUUCCCUUGCCGCGGCUGCUAUACGCGAUGUCUUCAGAUGGCCUGCUCCUGCGCUGGUUGGGACACGUUACCGCCGCAAACCAAUCACCGACAGUCGCCACUGUUCUUCCAGCUCUUAUCAUAGCUAUACUGGCCGGUGUUUUAGAGCUCCAAGAGCUAGUGAUGAUGAUGUGUGUAGGAACGCUACUUUCGUACACCAUCGUAGCUAUUUGUGUUAUAAUAUUGAGAUAUCGUUCCGAUUCAAUGUCGUCGACUGGAUAUUGCUUUAUAAGAAGAGUUUUCUGUUGUGGAGAGAAAACACCAUCACAGACAUCUUCUUUGGUGGUUAAAAUAACUUUAUCAUUAUUUACUAGUAUAUGUCUAUCAACGGCUCUUGUCGUAACUCAUAUUGAGAGACCACUGAUCCCAACGGCUAUACUACACUUGUUAGCUCUGCUUCUCAUCACAAUUAUAGCCAUACAACCUCAGAAUAAAGAAGAGUUGUCUUUUAAGACUCCACUGGUACCCCUAAUUCCAUGCCUUAGCAUAUAUGUCAAUGUUAACCUAAUGAUCUUAAUUAGUGUGCAGACUUGGAUUCGUGUUCUCAUUUGGAUGGCCAUUGGUGUACCAGUCUACAUAGUUUGUGCUUGUUGCUAUAAAGGUAAUACUGGCGAUAGUGAAUCAAAAAAUUUUGCUCAUAUGAAUAAAAAAGGAAAACCUCCUGUGCAAAUAUUUGUCGAAUCACCAACACCUCCAGAUACUAUUAAGUAUAGUGGAACCGGAGGUGAUCAGAUCGUGCAACAGGGCGGAAAUACGCUAGUCAUACGAGAUAAUCCAAGAAAUACCUUACCACUUAUUACCGAAGAAAUAACAAUACAAAACGCUUAUAUUGAAGAUACAACAGAAAAAGAAGCGAAAAUAAUAGAUCUGUUAGAUCAAGUUAUUCAAGCUGAAGAAGAUGCCUUCAGUGAAAUAGUAAGUUUAAAAGAGCAAAGAAACGCAAGCGAAGUGCCUGUUCAGGAAAAGCAAAGAAAGUCACUUAGUGAGUUGUCCGAUGCGGGUUCCGAUGUAUCGAGUAAUCAAGCGUUAUCAAAGUAUGAUGUGGUAGCACAGGUGCAUAGAGAAGAUUUACCUAAACUUGAAGAAGAAGAUGAGAUAAAGCAAAUAUCGGAUAUUGAAAACGAAACUACUGUUAGCAAUCAGGAGAAAGUAGAUAAUCAUAAAAGUCCAGAUUUGAAAGAGGAUCAAAAUGAAGACAGUGACGAAAUUAUUGAAAGUGAUGCUAACUCAAGAACUGAUGAGUCCGGUUACUCUGACACCUUAGAUAAAACACCACAAAAUGAAAUAAUUGAAGAUAAAGAGAUAUAUGAUAUACCAACGCCCCCUCCGCUUGAUGAAACCUUCUUUGCAAGUCAAACAUCGGUGCGACUAACGAAAGUUAGAUUACCUGAACCUCAAGUCACUAAGCUCCGAGAAAGUGUUCAAUCAAAUGGAUCUGUCGAUGAUGAGACCAUGACACUCGGCAGUGAUAAACAUAUAAACUUUAUGACCAACGAUAAAGAGAUUUCUAAUAUACCAACGCCCCCUCCGCUUGAUGAAAACUUCUUUGCAAGUCCAACAUUUAUAAAGUCAUAUACAAUAUCGGUGCGACCAACGAAAGUCAGAUUGCCUGAACCUCAAGUCACUAAGCCCCGAGAAAGUGUUCAAUCAAAUGGAUCUAUCGAUGAUGAGCCCAUGACAUUCGGCAGUGAUAAACAGAUAAACUUUAUGACCAAACUAAACACUAUUUUUCAAAAUAAAAUAUCUGAAGGCAGUGAUAGUGGGGAUGAAAAAAGAACAAGAUCCAAUUCAGCGGGUAAUUUAACCGAAAAUACAGAAUUUGCGACACUAAACCUCGAGAGACCACAACUGUUUUUAGAUUUGAAAAAAGAAAUGCUUUCUAGAGACCAAGCAAAUACAUUAAAACCAGUCAAAAUACAAGAAAAUUAUCCCGAAGAAGAAUCUGAAGAUGAAAGUAUGAGUAAAGAUGUUUUAAAAUCGAAACUUGAAAACAUAUUUGCAACCGGAGGACCAAAACCAAGGAAAGCAAGAUUAGUGAAAUCUAAUCCUCCAACGCCUGAAGAGUCAUACCAAACCGACACUUCCAGCAUAGAGAGUAUACCAAAGAUGCCAAAGAUUGAGAAAAACGACACGUUAAAGCGGCAAAAGGACAAGUUUGGGGAAGUUUUAAAUUCACUGCGAUUGUCACUUAGAGAUGAUCCAGUAUGA
Pieris macdunnoughi is the source of this 3264-nucleotide messenger RNA. The record is from the annotation of a GenBank genome assembly. Lineage: Eukaryota; Metazoa; Arthropoda; Insecta; Lepidoptera; Pieridae.